AUGAACGCGUCCAAUAUCAACAACAUCACACAGGACGCCCGUGUACGGGUCCUCACCGGCCUCUACUCCCAGGAAGAAAUUCUCGAACAGCUCAUCGAGAUCUACGAACUCCCCGAGCACGGCACAACCGUCGUCCAACAGCUGAUACAAUCACUCUGGAACCAGCAACUCGAAGAAGUGGCCAGAUGGCCCGAUGAACCGACCGACGUUGAAAAGCUCGAAGACGCUUUCUCCCGUUUAGAAGACGAGGAUUACAUCAUUUGUCGUAUGAAUUUUACCUGCUGUCAGACCUGCGGCACUGCCGAGAUUGGCGGGGAGGCAGAUGAAUCACACAUCGGGUACUGCUUCUUCCAUCAACAGGAUACAGAGGCAGCAGCCGAGGGCGCGGGACUGUCGCUUCGAUACGGGGCUUUCAAAAAAGAUAAAACGGACGAGAGCGCGGUGAAUAUCGGCAGGAAAAUCGUCGCAAGGCUACGAGAGGUGGGGCUUAACGUGGACUGGGAUGAGGAUCCGAAGAAAACCAUCGAGCUUGAGCCGUUUCAGUGGCGCGUCCGUCUCCGUUAG
This is a messenger RNA of Aspergillus udagawae, 564 nucleotides long. RefSeq lists its product as uncharacterized. The record is from RefSeq and is a predicted model, not a curated record. Lineage: Eukaryota; Fungi; Ascomycota; Eurotiomycetes; Eurotiales; Aspergillaceae. The transcript has a single exon. The coding region runs from base 1 to 564 and encodes 187 amino acids.